Nilaparvata lugens (brown planthopper) is the source of this 4324-nucleotide messenger RNA. Its product is annotated as ATP-dependent RNA helicase DDX42. Lineage: Eukaryota; Metazoa; Arthropoda; Insecta; Hemiptera; Delphacidae. Gene Ontology annotation, molecular function: ATP binding; RNA helicase activity; RNA binding. The record is from RefSeq and is a predicted model, not a curated record.
UCUACUAUCUCUAUAGCCAACGAAUCAAGUGGAAUUCCAUUGACCAUUCCAAGAUUUCCAAGAAAACUGUUUGUUUUUAUCAAUGCCGGAGUAAAAACUACAGAUUUUUAAAAUAAAUAAGUUAAUUAAUACAUUUAUUUACUUCCACAGUGUGAUACAUACAUAUUUUGUCAAAUAUCUGAUUGAGACAGCGUUGACACGAUGAAACGGAGCGGCUGUGGCCCUUCUAAGGGUGGCUUUCAGUUCACCGGCUUCCAGUUGAAGGGCAAGUCCCUUGUGAACCCUCCACCCCCCUCGGCAGCCCUCAGUAAGCAGGGCUAUAGUACCAUGACAGCCAUUACUCAGAAUGCACUCUCUGCCAGCUGGGGCGUGCCCAAGAAACGGUCCAAGACUGAGGAGGAGUAUUUCGAUGAGGAAGAAGACACACCCGCCAGUACAGGUCUGGAGUACAUCCCAGCUCCCGGGAGUCCCUCGUAUGUCCCUCCCAAGGAAGACUCAGAUUCUGAAGAGGACCCGUUGGAUGCUUUCAUGGCUGGAAUUGAGAAGCAGGUUAAAACGGAGGCUUCAAUGUCUGGCGUGAAAGAAGACAAAACUAAGAAUAAGGGAAUAAGAGACGAUAUUGAAGAAGAGGAUGAUGAAGAGUCGUAUUACAGGUAUAUGGAGGAGAACCCCAGGGCGGGAAUGCAGGAUGAUGAAUCCGAUGUUGAAAUAGAGUAUGAUGAAGAUGGAAAUCCGAUUGCUCCAAAGAAAUCAAAGAUUAUCGACCCGCUACCAGCAAUCGACCAUUCGGAGAUCGACUACCAGGACUUCGAGAAGAACUUCUACACAGUUCAUGAGGAGAUAUCCCGUCUGAGCGAGGAGCAAGUCAACGAACUAAGGAACACCCUUGGCAUCAAAGUGACGGGCCCUUCUCCCCCGAGGCCUGUUGCUAGUUUCGCUCAUUUUGGGUUUGAUGAUGCAUUAAUGAAAGCAAUUAGAAAGUCCGAAUACACUCAACCGACGCCCAUUCAAGCACAGUCUAUACCAGCAGCUUUGGGAGGCAGGGAUAUUAUAGGCAUUGCCAAAACAGGUAGUGGUAAGACGGCUGCCUUUCUGUGGCCCAUGUUGGUGCAUAUUAUGGACCAGAAACAGCUGGCUGAAGGGGAUGGACCUAUUGGGCUUAUUCUGGCACCUACCCGCGAAUUAUCACUACAGAUCUACAACGAAGCAAAGAAAUUCGGCAAAGUGUACAAUAUGAGCGUGGUGUGCUGCUAUGGAGGGGGGUCGAAGUGGGAACAGAGCAAGGCCCUGGAGGGGGGAGCAGAGAUUGUGGUGGCCACUCCGGGCCGGAUGAUAGAUCUCGUCAAAAUGAAGGCAACCAACCUAACAAGGGUCACCUUCUUGGUGCUCGACGAAGCUGAUAGGAUGUUCGAUAUGGGAUUUGAACCGCAAGUGCGUUCAAUCUGCAAUCACACGAGGCCCGACCGGCAGACAUUGCUGUUCAGUGCAACGUUCAAGAAGCGCAUAGAGAGGCUGGCCAGGGAUGCACUGACCGACCCCGUUCGCAUAGUGCAGGGAGAUGCUGGAGAGGCCAACUGUGACGUCACACAGCUGGUGCACGUCAUGCCGCAGGCCAACAAACUGCAGUGGCUACUCCAACACCUGGUCCAGUUUCUGUCGGCCGGCAGUGUGCUCAUAUUUGUCACCAAAAAGUUGAACACAGAAGAGCUAGCCAGUACACUGACAUUGAAAGAGUUCGAAGUGCUUCUGCUGCAUGGAGAUAUGGACCAAAUCGAGCGAAACAAAGUCAUCACUAUGUUCAAAAAACAGGAGGUCAGCAUUCUGGUUGCCACCGAUGUUGCAGCUCGAGGUUUGGAUAUUCCCCAUAUAAGGACUGUAAUCAAUUACGAUGUAGCUCGAGAUAUAGAUACUCAUACCCACAGAAUUGGUCGUACCGGUCGUGCGGGAGAGAAAGGAACAGCCUACACUCUGAUAACUGACAAGGAUAAAGAAUUCGCCGGACAUCUUGUGAGGAAUCUGGAGGGAGCCAACCAAGAAGUUCCCAAACCUUUGCUCGAUCUGGCUAUGCAGAGUUCAUGGUUCCGUAAAUCGAGGUUUAAGAGUGGAAAGGGUAAAUCUCUGAACGUUGGCGGGAGUGGACUGGGAUUUAGAGAACGACCAGGUCUUGGAUCAACUGAUGCUGGUUCAUCUUCGACUAGUUCUAUGAGUAUUUCUGAGAUAGUUCACAGUCGUAACUCGUCCAAAAGUGGCCCAGGUACUGACAGGUUGGCAGCUAUGAAAGCCGCUUUUAAGGCCCAGUACCAAACACAGUUCACUGUAUCUGAAGACAAAACCUGGGAACAUACCAGGGAACAAGAAGAACAAGACAACAUAUUUGUCUCUCCUUCCUUCAAACCUACUCCUCCCUCCUCCUCCACACAACCUCCUCCUCCCUCUUCUUCUGCCCCUACUACAAGUAAAGAGAAGAGGGUAAGAAAAAGUCGUUGGGAUACAUCGUAGAUUUUGAAUUAUUUAGAAUAAAUUCUGUGUUUGAUAUUAUUAAAUAUAAGCUACCAACUGUGUUGGUUAUUAUGAAUCAUUAAUAGGGUAACAGAAAGUCGUAAGAUACGUAAUAGCAUAGAGAAACAAUAGCGAAAGUAGAUAUCUCAUGGUAUAGGGUGUUUAUGUUGCAACUUUUACUGUUAUCUCAAGUCGAUUACUGUAGAUUAUUGUCGAUUUUUACUGUUUUGUUGGGGUGAGAGUGUAUGAACGGCACAAUAAGAGAGACUACCAGCGUCACACAGCUUCACGGGAUAGAACUACGUGGACUAUCGGCUUGAGAUAACAGUGAAAGUUGCGACAUAAACGUCCUAUAGCAUGGGAUAUCUACUUACGCUAUUGUUUCUCUAUGAUAAUAGGUUUCAAAAGAUUUGAAAUAAGUUUUGUGUUUGAUAUUAUUAAAUAUAGGCUACGAACUGUGUUGGUUAUUAUGAAUGGUUAAUAGGGUAAGAGAAAGUCGUUGGGUACAACGUAGAUUUUCAAGUACCUAUUUGAAAUAAAUUCUGUGUUUGAUAUUAUUAAAUAUAGGCUACGAACUGUGUAUGUUAUUAUGAAUGAUUAAUAGGUAAGAGAAAGUCGCUGGGAACAUCGUAGAUUUCAAAAUAUUUGAAAUAAGUUUUGAGUUUGAUAUUAUUUAACAUAAGCUACCAACUGUGUUGGUUAUUAUAAAUGAUUCAUAAGGUAAGAGAAAGUCGUUAGAUACAUAAUAGGUUUCAAAAGAUUUGAAAUUAAUUUCGUGUUUGAUAUUAUUAAAUAUAAGUUACAAACUGUGCUGGUUAUUAUGAACGAUUGAUAAGGUAAGAGAAAUUCGUUGGGAUACAUUGUAGAUUUUCAAGUACCUAUUUGAAAUAGAUUCUGUGUUUGAUAUUAUUAAAUAUAGGCUACGAACUGUGUAUGUUAUUAUGAAAGAUUAAUAAGGUAAGAGAAAGUCGUUCAGAUACAUAAUAGGUUUCAAAAGAUUUGAAAUUAAUUUUGUGUUUGAUAUUAUUAAAUUUAAGCUACAAAAAACCACUCCACUUUUAUGGGCUAUAUUAUUCAAAUAAAUAAAAACAAUAUAAAACUUGUAGUACCCUUUAAUAAAAACAUUUUAAAAACUUGAAAAUAUUUUAACGACUAGUUUCGACCUUAUUUCGGUCAAAUUAGGCCAAAACUAGUCGUUAAAAUAAUUUAAAGUUUUUGAAAUGUUUUAAUAAAAACAUUUUAAAAACUAGUUUCGAUCUUAUUUCAGCCAAAGUAGGUCGAAACUAGUCGUUAAAAUGUUUUCAAGUUUUUUAAAUUUUUUUAAUAAAAGGGUACUCCAAGUUUUAUAUCGUUUUUAUUUAUUUAUAAGCUACGUUCUGUGUUUAUUAUAAAUGAUUUUUGUGAAUUUAUCACCAAUAUUUAUUAUGAAUUUGAGUGUAAGAAAAAGUUGUUAAGUUACAUUGUAGAUUUCCAAAUAUUUGAAAUAAAUUGUAUGUUGAAUAAUAUAAAAUUCACAAAUAUAUAUUGUGUUCAGCAUAAUAGCAAGAAAAAGUCGUUAAGUUACAUCGUAGAUUUCAAAAUAUUUGAAAUAAAUUCUGUGUUUGAUAUUAUUCAGUAUAAACUACGAUCUUUGUUGGUUAUUAUGAACUAGUUUUGUGAAUUUAUCACCAAUAUUUAUUAUGAAUUCGAGGGUAAGAAAAAGUCGUUGAGUUACAGCAUAGAUUUCAAAAUAUUUGAAAUAAAUUGUAUGUUAAAUAAUAUAUAAUUUACAAAUAUAUUGUGUUGAGCAUAAUAGCAAGUAAAAGUCUUCAAGUUACAUCGUAGA